Molecule: messenger RNA, 3110 nt
Organism: Daucus carota subsp. sativus
Lineage: Eukaryota; Viridiplantae; Streptophyta; Magnoliopsida; Apiales; Apiaceae
Exons: 5
Coding region: 129-3038 (969 amino acids)
Molecular function (GO): UDP-glycosyltransferase activity
Source: RefSeq, a predicted model, not a curated record
CAUCAAUAGAUGCCGUUAUGUCUCUAAACAAUUACUAUUACAUUCAUUGUCCACUUGUUUCAACAAUUUAAGAGAAGGAUCUCAAUACUCCAUAUUUGUAAACACAAGAACCAGAAGAGAAUUCAGACAUGGAAACACAAGGCAAGAAGGUUCAGAAAAGACUAGUGCUAGUACCAUUUCCAUUCCAGGGUCACAUGACUCCAAUGUUACAGCUAGGAGCAGCCCUGGAGCAGAAAGGCCUGUCUGUGACAAUUGCUCACACCUGUCACAAUGCUCCUGAUCCUUCUCAGUAUCCUCGGUUCGAGUUUCGUCCCCUCGCGGAUAAUUUAACCAGCCUUGAUACACCGAAAAAUAUUGGAGUUCUUAAUUUUAUAAAGAAAAUUAAUACGAAUUGUGAGGCACAGUUGCAGGAGUUUUUGGUUCAGAAGAUUGAACAAGAACAGGAGGGGGCUUAUGGUCAGGUUGUGGGGAUCAUUUACGAUACGCUCAUGUUUUGUGCUGAGGCUGUGGCUGAUAAGCUCAAGAUUCCUAGUAUGGUGAUUCGGACAAGCUUUUCUACGUAUGUUCUUGCUACAAUUGCCAUGCCGCGCCUCCAGGCAGAAGGCUACUUCCCUUUGCAAGAUUCAAUGUUGGAGGAGCUAGUGCCAGAGCUUUACCCUCUGCGAUUCAAAGAUCUACCAUUUUCCGGAGGAAAUAUAGAGGAAACAUUAGCACUAUAUGCAAUCACAUCUAACUUGAGAAGUUCUUCAGCCAUCAUUUGGAAUACUGUUGAUUUUCUUGAGCAUUUGUCACUCCCCAGGCUUCAACAGCAUUACAAAGUUCCAUUUUUCACAGUAGGCCCUUUGCACAAAACAUCGUCGAUGUCCUCAUCGACUAGCUUACUAGAAGAAGAUAAAACCUGCAUGGAAUGGCUAGACAAACAGGCUACAAACUCUGUGAUUUAUGUAAGUUUAGGAAGUCUAGUUUUAAUUGACGCGGAAGAGCUGACAGAAACAGCCUGGGGAUUAGCCAACAGUGGUCACCCCUUCUUAUGGGUGAUUCGGCCAGGCUCAGUCAUUGGUUCAGAAUGGCUUGAGCUAUUACCAGAAGGGUUCAUAGAAAAUGUUGGAGAAAGAUGUCAUAUAGUGAAAUGGGCACCUCAGAAGCUCGUGUUGGCGCAUAAGGCAGUGGGAGGAUUUUGGAGUCAUUGUGGUUGGAAUUCGACAUUGGAGAGUCUAUGUGAAGGGAAACCAAUGAUGUGCAGACCCUUUUAUGUAGACCAACCGGUUGUUUCAAGGUUUAUCAGUUAUGUUUGGAAGAUAGGCUUGGAAUUGGAGACGAAAUUCGAUAGAAGGAACGUGGAAAGUACGAUAAGAAGACUAUUUGGAGGAAAAGAAGGUGAAGAAAUGAGGGAAAGAGCCAUUGAAAUCAAGGAAAAGAUAGAGAGUUGUAUGUCUGCAGGUGGUUCUUCAUUCAAUUCCCUCAACAAUUUGGUAGACUUCUUUCUAUGUGAACCAACUGAUCGUUUUUGGAUUUUGAAAAUCUUUUCUGGAGGUCCUGAGGACACUCACUCUGAGCAUAGUGCUGUCAGCCCACGAGUCUUAUCUUCUUGCACGGCAAGUAUCUACACAUGCGAGAGCCUCUAUAUAAACAUCACAAGCACAGCUCAGUCAAAAACACAAACACAAACACAAUCACAAAUGGAGAAUCAAAUCCUACCAAAACGCCCUUAUGUAGUAAUCGCCCCAUUCCCAUUCCAAGGCCAUAUAAGUCCAAUGCUCCAGCUAGCCACUGCUCUGCAUUCCAGAGGCUUUUCGAUCAUUAUAGCACACACCAUCUUCAAUUCUCCCACCCCUUCUAAUCACCCUGACUUUACCUUCUUACCUAUACCUGAUAACCUUCCUGAUCAUCCCGAUACCUCCAUCGAAAAGCGGUUGGAUCUUGUAAAGACUAUUAAUACCAACUGUCAAGAGCCGCUUCGCGAAAGCCUGGCUCAGUUCAUCACACAAGGGGAUGGUAAUGAUCGAGUUGCAUGCAUCAUCUAUGACACAAUCAUGUACUGUUCUGAAGCUGUGGCUCAUCAUUUCAAGAUUCCGUGUAUCAACUUUCGUACUGUUCCGGCUUCUGUUGCUUUACUAUAUGAUUCCCUACCGAUGCUUGCAGCACAAGGGCACAUUCCUUAUCCAAAUUCCAAGUUGGAGGACCUGGUGCCCGGAUUUCCUGCUCUCAGGUUCAAGGAUAUAUCAACAUCUGAUUUGGGUAGUUUCAAAGAUGUACUAGAGGACAGAAUUUUCACAAAUGCAUCGAGCAAAUAUUCGGCCAAUAUCUGGAACACUGUCGACCAUCUUGAGCAAACAGAACUGACUCUGUUCCAGAAGAGAUAUCCGCUUCCAUUUUUCUCAGUAGGCCCUUUGCAUAUGAUUGCCCCGAGUUCAUCGACUAGCUUACGGGAGGCAGACUCCACUUGCAUCUCAUGGCUUGAUAAGCAAGCCCCUCAUUCAGUUAUCUAUGUAAGUGUAGGGAGUCUAGCAGUAUUGGAAAAGAAAGUGAUCCAUGAGAUGGCCUGGGGUCUGGCAAACAGUAAGCAGCCGUUCUUGUGGGUGAUCAGAACAGACUUGGCUAGUGAAUCAGAAUGCAAUCUGUUGCCUGAUGAAUUUAUCCAGUCAGUUGGAGAAAGAGGGUGCAUUGUUAAAUGGGCACCCCAAAGCGAGGUGCUGGCACAUAGCGCGGUGGGAGGCUUUUGGAGUCACUGUGGUUGGAAUUCGACCUUAGAAAGUUUGAGCCAGGGAGUCCCCAUGAUUUGCCAGCCUUGUAACGGAGAUCAAUACAUAAAUGCUAGGUACUUGAGUCAUGUGUGGAAGCUUGGACUGCAUUUUGAGAAUGCAUUAGAGAAAGAGCCUAUCAAGCAAGCUAUAUUAAGACUUAUGGUCGACCAAGAGGGAAAAGAAUUAAGGCAGAACGCAAUUAGGAUGAAGGAAAAUAUUAGGGUCAGUGUGAGUAAGGGAGGUUCUUCAUACGAGUCGAUGAAUGCUUUAGCAGAGCUUAUCCUGUCAUAUUGAUUGACAAAUUAGCAGCAGGACCAGGUUCAGCAACUCAAGUUUCAAUAUCCUAAUUAAAUUUUUAAAGAGUCA